GAAAAGGACUGCAGAGGACCUCAAGCAGAUGCAAACAAAGAAUUACUCCCACUUGAGGCGGAUGCUGAGUGGGCGGCUGGUCCGGCGGCUGGUCUCCAUGGCCGGCCGCGUCUGUCUGUCCCGGGGCAGCGCUGGAUCGGCGACCGUCGGUCCGGUGGAAGCCGCCAUUCGUGCGAAGUUGGAGCAGGCGUUGAACCCCGAGGUACUGGAGCUGCGCAACGAGAGCGGCGGCCACGCGGUCCCACCAGGCAGCGAGACACAUUUCCGCGUGGCCGUGGUGAGCGCUCGCUUCGAGGGACUAAGUCCUUUGCAGCGGCACCGGCUGGUCCACGACGCGCUGUCGGAGGAGCUGGCGGGGCCGGUGCACGCGCUAGCCAUCCAGGCGCGGACCCCAGCCCAGUGGAGGGAGAAUCCUCAACUGGACGCGAGCCCCCCUUGUCUGGGUGGAAGUAAGAAAACUCGAGAAACCCCCUGAACCCCCAAGGAGGGGGAGGAUUAGGAUCUGAAUGGGCUGGGGGAGAAUAAACGAUGCACUCUGGGCUUUAUAAGGGGCGAGGACUCCUGAGCCCCAUUCUACUGGCACAUAACGUAUUUUCCGGAGAUAGCAGCUCAUUUCAGGCCAAAGCUAACCCGGGGAAAGGACAGAAUCACUGUUGCUCUUGCCCUGGAUUAUUCUCAAGACGCUGCUCAGUUGUUAAAUGUGACCGAGGAAGACCUGAUGAGUUGGGAACAGUCCCGUGCAUUAAAACAGAGACUGUCA
This is a messenger RNA of Trichechus manatus latirostris (Florida manatee), 760 nucleotides long. It is a transcript of the gene BOLA1, whose product is annotated as bolA family member 1. Lineage: Eukaryota; Metazoa; Chordata; Mammalia; Sirenia; Trichechidae. The transcript has 2 exons. The record is from RefSeq and is a predicted model, not a curated record. Gene Ontology annotation, cellular component: mitochondrion. Bases 29 to 475 code for a protein of 148 amino acids.